AUCCUGUUUCUAGUCGGACAGAAAAACAAUGCUUGCCGUUGUUUCCGGUGCUCCUCCUGCAGUCGGGUAUUGUGGCUCCAGCUCGUUCUUUAAUCAAAGAAACGGACGAAACGUGAUCAAACUAUGUGCUUGAGAGGGAGGCGUGAGAACGUGACGUAAAUGAGCGGAAGUCAAGUGUAUUACGUCACGUCACCGAGUAAACACACGUUGCUGUCUGUUCACAAUGAGCUCUGUGCCGCUGAAGAGGUCAUACAAGGAGCUGCCGGUGUGGAUAGUGGAGGACCACCACGAUGUGGUGGGUCAUAUUUAUCGUGCCAUUGCAUCAAGACACCUCCCACUGAAGAACAUAAAGAUGAUUCAUUUAGACUCUCAUCCUGAUCUGCUCAUCCCUGUCAACAUGUCUGCUGACACCGUGUUUGAUAAGGAGAAACUGUUCAGUGAGUUGAGUAUAGAAAACUGGAUAAUGCCCAUGGUUUAUGCUGGCCAUGUGUCAUCUGUGGCGUGGCUGCAUCCAUACUGGGCCCAGCAGAUCAGAGAGGGUGAGCACAGGAUGGCUGUAGGAAGAGACUCAUCCACCACCACCAUCAGGGUGAGCAGUACAGACAACUACUUCCUCAGUGAUGGUCUGUAUCUUUCGGAGAAGCAGUUGGAGAACUCCAAACCUCUCAGGCUGAAUGUGGUCAAAGUCAAUCCUGUUCAACCAAGUGAUUGGUCACUUACAGAGAAGAAAACUGAAGAGGACACAGAGGGAUUGUUUGCCAAGAGACCCCAUACAGAGCGCAACAAAGCUGGGGAGGCCAGCUGCUCUGAGCCCCUCUCUAGAUGUACUGACAUACUGCAACCACCAGAGGGCACCAACAUGUCACCCUUGGGUGAUGACGACGACAACGAAGGAUCCACUAGUUACGUUGUUAAAAGAAUUUCUGCAUUAGUUAGUGAGACAGAACCAUACAUCUUGGACAUUGAUUUGGAUUUCUUCUCAUGUAAAAAUCCCUUCAAGGAAUUAUACACGCAGGAAGAGUAUGACAUCCUCAAGGAGCUCUACAACUUCAGAGGACCCGGCCCUGAUGCUGAUGAGGAGGAGCUUGAUGAGUGUGUGGAGCGUCGUGUACAUCAGUUAGAAGACCUGGAAGCAGCAUUUGCUGAUCUGCUGGAGGAUGAUGGGGAAGAGACGGUUACACGCUGGGCCAGCAACCCCGGCAUGGCUCCAUUAGCCCAACUGGUUUCCAGUUUGAAGUCGAGAAAACAGUGCCCUGAUUAUGAAAUGGUCCAUCAGGCAGGGCUAACCUGUGACUCAGCUGAGCUGCCUCACCACAUCAGCACUGAUGAGGAGAUCGACAGACUCAUUUCAGCUGUACAGCUGUUUCUGAAGGCUGUGCCAACACCUACACUUGUUACUAUAUCCAGGUCCAGUCUGGAUGAAUACUGUCCGGUAGAGCAGGUGGAUUUUGUCCAGAGCAGAGUACUGGCUGUGCUAGAGAACCUGUAUGGAACACUGGACGUACACAAAGACUAUGACAACAGCAGCAUCGAGACUCAGGACUGCCAACCAAAGACCUCUUAACAAACACCCACAUACACGUGUCCCUUUUGGAUUUGGUGGAUGUACCGCUUGAUAAAGACAACCACAUAAAGAAAUGACACGUCAGAAGCUGUUGCAAUGAAUCUUUAAGUAAAUGAAUAUUGUAUCGCCAAAAGCUGGAACAUUUUUAGGGCUGUUGGUCAUGAUUCAUUAAAGUACAGUCAACAAAUGUGCAGACUCAAACCAGCGAUGAAUGAAUAUUGAAGUUUACAGGUAUCCCCUAAACAAAACUGUAUAUUCUGUAAGUAUAUUCUCUGUGGUUAUUGUAGUCAAAGUUUCCACUUCACUUUACUCCUAAAAGAAUAUAAAUGUGUACAACUCCGAGUCAAGGCAGCAGAUAGCACAUAUCUGAUACAGCAGGUUUUAUAAUUAAUAGGUUCAAAGAGUUUUACCUGGAUGCAAAAUGUUCUGGUGUUUUGUCUUCAGGACUCAGUAUGGGAGAAGAAGUGGUGACUCCAGUCGGGAUAGUGAUGCUAGGCGGUCUAUCAGUCUGUCAGCAGCUGCAUGUGACGGGAUACCACAGUAGUAUGUGUGCGUUUCAGUGUGUUCUCAUCCUCAAAAGGAAUUGUGCGGGUUUAUGAAGA
Messenger RNA from Cyclopterus lumpus (lumpfish), 2166 nucleotides. RefSeq names its product chromosome 17 C5orf22 homolog (gene c17h5orf22). Bases 224 to 1564 code for a protein of 446 amino acids. Lineage: Eukaryota; Metazoa; Chordata; Actinopteri; Perciformes; Cyclopteridae. The transcript is spliced from 10 exons. The record is from RefSeq and is a predicted model, not a curated record.